AUGGGGGCGUUGUUGGGCUCCACAAUGCUGCGGUUCGCUUAUAGCCGCACACACCAGGCGCCAGUUAGGGUUUUGGGCUUCGACAGGGAAGAAGAUGGCGGCCCCUCCGGAGGGACCGGCGAGAGUGGCAACGGGGACACCUGCGUCAACGUCCAUGCCCACACCUGCAGCGGCGACGGCACUUACGUGCAACACGGACGGCGACACCUCCUGCCGAUGAAGAUGGAGGUGACGCUAGCCAAGGACAAGAAAGCCGCCGGCGUUCCACUCAGACAGAUGACAACUUGUGUAUGCACUGGUUUUCAGCAACCAGUUUGGGAUUACUUGUACUAUAAGAGAAGAUGUGGAAAUGCUAUAGCAACACUAAACGAGAUCGAAUAUGAUGUUGAUGCAAAUGCAAUGUUAUCAAGUAAUGCAGAGGAGAGGGAGGUCAGAUUAGUAUUAUCGAGGGAUCAAAUAACAGAGCGAAAUGUGGAGAUAACACCCAUUAAAUUGCCAAGAAUGGCAACAGUUAGUGAAGAUUUCACAGAUGAGUCAAUUAAUGAUUACAAGGUGUGGCUUAACAAUAUGCAUGAAGAGGGCCAAUGCAUGGAUUUUAAAGAUAUAUACAGGGAAGACACGGUCAAGACUUACAAAGAAUGGUUAAGGGUGCAAGGACAACUUGAUGAUAUUAGUGCAUAUGACAACCAUAGGAAUCACAUAGAUUUACUAAAUUCAAGUCAAGAUAGCAAUCCAACACCACUUUUGAACCUACCAUCUCAUGCUCGGCGUGAGAAAACACUGGGAAAUAACUCCCAAAAGAGGAAGGCACGAGGUACCGUCAAAGGAUUGGCAGCCAUGCACAAGAGAUCCAAACAGGGCAGUCAGAAGCUUAAACUCCAAUUCUCUAGACUUGGAGGAGCUGCAGGUGAGAACACACGCACAUUUACUGAUGAAAUAGUAGUGUUUACUAGAAAAAAAGCACCAAUCAUUGGAGUGAGAACAUGGAGAGAUAUCCACGAAGAUGUAAAAAAAUCAAUAGCAUCUGAUAUGAUGCAUAAGUGGGACAUUGAGGAUAAUGAGGAAAAUAGGAAAAAGAUAUGGACCAUCGCAAAUGAGCGUUACAAAGGAUGGCGGUCCACAUUUAGUGCUACAUACAGGGCGUACACCACCUAUGAUGAGAGAAUGAGACACAAGCCUGAAGAGUUGGACAUUGUUGAAUGGCACUAUCUGGUGUUGUAUUUUGGCAGUGAAAAAUUUCAGAGGAUUAGCAACAAGAAUUCUCAGAAUCGGCAGAAUGUAAAGAUACACCAUUUGACAGGAUCAAAGUCUUUUUCUCAGUGUAGCUAUGAACAGAGGGACCCAUUAACUGGUGAUGAGCCAAAUGAUUUGGAGCUUUUUAUGUUGAUGCACAGUAAGAAUGGGCGAUGGACAAGCCAAGAAUCUAGGAAUGUCUAUGAUAAUGCAAGCAGCAAAAUUUCAGAGAGGGAAUCAAAUGGAGAUGCAAACAUCAUCUCAGAUGUGGAGCAAAACCAGAUUUUCCAGACAGCCUGUAAGGAAACAAGAAAAUGCAAAUCAGCCAAGAUCCUUGCUAAUGGAUACUUGGCAAGGUACCCAACAAGAAGGCAGCUACUCUCUGAGGAAUACCAGUACCACGUCCGUCAAGAUGCGGCACUCAUGGACGCAUUUUCAAAGCUACAAGAAAGAAUUGAAGCUCAAGAGGCUGAAAGGGAGAUCGAAAGGGAAGAACAUAGGCGUCAGAUGGAAGAAAUGUUGAAGUCAAGAGAGGCCGAUAGAGAAGCACUUAGGCAAGAGUUUAUGUCAAUGAUGCAAGCAGCACAAGGACAAGCAUCCUUACAACAGGCUAAUAAAGAUGGGGAACAAAUUGCAGAGGUUGCUGCUACAACAAACAUGGUGGAAGGAAACGUAACUACAGAAAGUGAAGAAAUAUCACAUCACCAGGAUAACCUAGGUAGCAGCCUGCCACUAACACAGCUCGCAGCUACCGCACCGGCAGGUACAAGUACUACUCGCACAACUAGGAGUGCUGCAAAUAAGUCACAAACAGCCCAAAACAAUGGAGGGAACAUGACAGUUAGUUUUACUACUACAAAAGCACUUAAGGAUAAUGCAGCUAAGAAACGAGCAUUAUCAUCCAAAAGGAAUCAACAAGCUAGCAAUGCACAGGAGCAAGACAGAGUUUGACAGGAGCGCUCAAGUGAUGGGAUGGUCAAUGUCAAGCCAACCAUUGUUACAGUGCUACACAUAGCUCGUUACAUUUUGAUUUGUUCAUCCUAGCUUAGUGUGUGUCGGACACCUUAUGUGUUUCAGUUUUGCGUGUGUUAUUGAGUAGCUUUGAUAUUGGAUGGUUUAAUUGAUGAUGUGGACAAACAAAGGAAAUUUUGGUUUAAUGGAUGUUUGA
This is a messenger RNA of Sorghum bicolor (sorghum), 2401 nucleotides long. RefSeq lists its product as uncharacterized. The coding region runs from base 1 to 2184 and encodes 727 amino acids. The transcript has 15 exons. Lineage: Eukaryota; Viridiplantae; Streptophyta; Magnoliopsida; Poales; Poaceae. The record is from RefSeq and is a predicted model, not a curated record.